CUUGAAGAUGUCAACGAUAAUCCCCCCGUAAUUUUGAAGAGGCACUAUGCUUUUGAUCUGGCAGAGGGCUUGCCAAAACAGUCGAUUGUUGGUCGCAUAGAGGCUCAUGAUGCUGACUUUCUUCCUGAAAAUCGCCAAAUCUCCUUUGAGCUCGUCAAUCAUCCAGACGUCAACGCCAGCAAAUACUUUUAUAUUGAAAGGUGA
Protopolystoma xenopodis is the source of this 204-nucleotide messenger RNA. The record is from the annotation of a GenBank genome assembly. Lineage: Eukaryota; Metazoa; Platyhelminthes; Monogenea; Polystomatidea; Polystomatidae.